AUGGAAGAUUUAUCUUUAGAGGUGAUUUUGCUGGUAGCACUACAGGUUGCUCAUAUCAGUACAGGAUCAUUUGGAUUAGGUGGAGGAGGAGGAGGAGGAGGAGGAAAAGAGCACAUCCACAUCAGAAUUCACUUACCAGUGGAAGUACAACAUGGAGAUCAUGGCGGAGGAGGGCACGGAGGAGGCCAUGGAGGAGAUGGAGGACAUGGAGGAGACGAGGGGCAUGGUGGAUACGGUGGAAGUCAUGACGAUCACCAUGGAGGCGGAAGUGGUGGAUACGGAGGUGGAGGAGAUAGCGGCUUUGGUAGUGGAUUUGGGGGAGGGCACGGUGGAGGAGGAGGCUCAACAAUUAUCAUAAAUGGAGUUGGCGGAGGUCAUGGAGGGGGUGGAUAUGGCGGAGCGUCUUGGGUAAAGUCUUUGAUUAAAGAUAGAAUCUGGGACUUUUGUACCGAGCUUAAUAUUAUUCCAAAGGCCCAAUUCGGAUUCAGGCAAGAACAUUCCACGCACAAUACCGUCACCAAUAUUCAAACUAUCUUGACUAAAGCAAUGAACCAACAUCAGUACGCCUCCACUAUUUUCAUGGAUGUUCAGAAGGCUUUCGAUCAGAAACAGUUAGACAGACACAAACCAAUGCAACCACUACAAGCCCAGCCUUGCAAAAGAGCUAUUCCUAUAUCAGGGCCUACUCCAACAAACCCCCCUCUCUACAAAAAUCCUCCUUAUCCUGCCAAACUGUAA
Diorhabda sublineata is the source of this 738-nucleotide messenger RNA. RefSeq lists its product as uncharacterized. The record is from RefSeq and is a predicted model, not a curated record. Bases 1 to 738 code for a protein of 245 amino acids. NCBI's taxonomy places the organism in Eukaryota, Metazoa, Arthropoda, Insecta, Coleoptera, Chrysomelidae. The transcript has 5 exons.